Messenger RNA from Saccharomyces paradoxus, 4176 nucleotides. It is a transcript of the gene NUP157, whose product is annotated as Nup157p. The record is from RefSeq and is a predicted model, not a curated record. Bases 1 to 4176 code for a protein of 1391 amino acids. NCBI's taxonomy places the organism in Eukaryota, Fungi, Ascomycota, Saccharomycetes, Saccharomycetales, Saccharomycetaceae. Gene Ontology annotation, biological process: RNA export from nucleus; protein import into nucleus; transcription-dependent tethering of RNA polymerase II gene DNA at nuclear periphery. The transcript has a single exon. Gene Ontology annotation, cellular component: nuclear pore inner ring; nuclear pore. Gene Ontology annotation, molecular function: structural constituent of nuclear pore.
AUGUAUUCAACUCCAUUAAAAAAAAGAGUUGAUUACGACCGCGAAACCUUUACAGUUCCCGCGUCCUUAGGACGAGAUCGCUUACAGAAUCAGUUAAGAGAUGACCAAAACAAAGGUAAGCUCAACUUGUCAAGCAUUUCCUUCCCGAGCAAGAAGCCAACUAGAAAAGAUGUAUUAGACAAGUACAGUGAGGCGGGAAACACUAUUGAACCAGAAUUUCAUGACGUAACCACGCAUGUUAAGGUAAGCGGGUUAACUUCGUCUGAACCGUUGCAGUUGGCCAGUGAAUUUGUCCAGGAUUUGAACUUUAGGGAUAGAAAUACGCCAAUAUUAGAUAAUUCAGCCUACUACAGAAAAGGUGUGGACUAUAAUUUCUCAGAUGAAGUCGGUGGAUUAGGGGCAUUUACCCCCUUCCAAAGACAACAAGUGACAAAUAUACCGGACGAAGUUUUAUUAGAAGUUUCAAAUACGGAAAUAAAGAGUGAUAUGGGUAUGUUCCUCGAGCUGAACUAUUGUUGGAUAACCUCUGAUAAUAAAUUGAUCUUGUGGAACAUCAAUAAUAGUUCAGAGUUCCACUGUAUUAAUGAGAUCGAGCACACCAUUCUAAAAGUGAAAUUGGUUAAGCCUAGGCCAAACACAUUUGUUUCUUCAGUUGAAAACCUAUUGAUUGUCGCUACUCUUUUUGAUAUUUAUAUUUUAACAAUAUCAUUUGAUGACCAUACUCAUGAGUUAAAUAUUUUCAACACAGGAUUAAAAGUAAACGUAACUGGGUUCAACGUUUCUAACAUAAUAAGCUAUGAAAGAACUGGACAAGUAUUUUUCACUGGUUCAACUGACAGUGUUAAUGUGUGGGAGCUACAGUAUAAUUGCUCGGAGAAUCUGUUUAACAGCAAGUGUAACAAAAUAUGUCUGACAAAGUCAAGCUUCGCGAAUUUGCUGCCUACAAAACUAAUACCUAGCAUGCCUGGAGGAAAGUUGAUACAAAAAGUGCUAGAAGGGGAUUCUGGCGCCGAGGAAGAGACUAUAUCACAGCUCGACAUUGACCAAUCAAGAGGUGUUUUACACACGUUAUCAACGAAAUCAAUUGUCAGAUCUUACCUAAUCACUAGUAAUGGGUUAGAAGGGCCAGUAUUAAUUGAUAUUCCUCAUAUUAGGCGUAGCAUAAGCGCAUUGGGUAUAAAAGAUUCACCUCUACUCAGUAGUCGAGCUUUCAAGAUUGCUAGAAUUGUUUCCAUAUCUAAGCGGGAGAACAAUGAUUUAUUUUUGGCAGUUAUAACUACUACCGGGGUACGCUUGUAUUUCAAGGGUUUCACUUCUAGGAGAUCGAUUGGCUCAUUAAAAUUAGACUUUUUGAAGUUUCCUCCUACCAGUAUAUCUAAUUCCCUAGAGAAAAGAAAAUUUUCUAUAGUCAACCAAAAGCACCUAUACACACAGGAUAUAUGCCCACUUUCAGCACAAAAAGCUAGUUCGACUCAUAUCAACACCACUUGCGCUAGUACGAUAAUAUCUCCAGGUAUAUACUUUACGUCCGUGAAAAAAAGGAACAAUUCUGGGGAAUCAUCGAACAGUAUUGCAAGAAGAAAUCAACUGGAAAAUAAAGAGGAACACAAACUUUAUGUUAGUGUUCCAGAUUACGGCAUAUUAAAAAAUUAUGGUAAAUAUGUAGAAAAUACCACACUACUCGAUACGACGGAUGAGGUUAAAGAGAUCGUUCCUUUAACCAGAUGUUUUAAUUAUACUUCUACUCCACAAGGUUACGCUAAUUUUUUUGCCUCACAAUACAAUGUGGAGCCAUUAAAAGUUGCCGUUUUAACAAGCAAUGCCCUGGAGAUAUAUUGCUAUCGUACGCCCGAUGAAGUCUUUGAAAGUUUGAUCGAAAACCCUUUACCAUUUAUUCGCAGUUAUGGUUUAUCUGAGGCUUGCUCUACAGCCCUUUAUUUAGCUUGUAAGUUUAAUAAGUCAGAGCAUAUCAAAGCAAGCGCCUUGGCCUUCUUUUCUGCUGGUAUACCCGGGAUAGUUGAAAUAAAACCGAAAAAUUCUAGAGACAGUAGCAGUGUGCCGCCAAUUGCACAAAAGAUACUCGAUAAAUCUGGUGAAGGUGAUAACAUUGUGCUAUCUCCCAGAUUUUAUGGUUCUGCGCUAUUGAUUACAAGACUAUUUUGCCAAAUAUGGGAAGAAAAGGUCUUUGUUUUUAGAAGGGCUUCCAAAGCGGAGAAAUCAAAUAUUUUUGGUAUUUCUAUAACUAGGCCACAGGUUGAGUAUUAUUUAUCGUCGAUAUCUGUUUUGGCAGAUUUCUUCAAUAUUCACCGUCCUUCUUUCGUUUCAUUUGUGUCUCCAAAGGAUAGUAAUACUAUAACCGCAUCCGAUGCUGAGUCUAUUGCCAUGAAUGCUCUUAUCCUGUUGAUAAACUCAAUUAAAGAUGCGCUUUCCCUUUUAAAUGUGUUCUAUGAAGAUAUUGAUGCUUUCAAAUCUUUGUUGAAUACGCUGAUGGGUGAGGGGGGAGUUUACGACUCCAAAACAAGAGAAUAUUUUUUUAGUCUUCAUUUUCAUGAUCUGUUUACACCUAACACAGAGACUAAACAAUUAAUAAAGGAAAUUUUAAUAGAAGUUGUAAAUGCCAACAUUGCUAGCGGCGCACCGGCAGAUUAUAUUAUGAACGUUUUAAAAGAACGCUUUGGAUCUUUUUGUCAUGGUGCAGACAUUUUAUGUUACAGGGCAGGAGAGCACCUAGAAGCAGCACAGAAAUUCGAAAUAAUAGAUUCUAAAAUAUCGAGGAACCAUUUAGACACUGCAAUCGAUCUCUAUGAAAGGUGUGCUGAUAAUAUAGAGUUGAAUGAAUUGAGACGUAUAGUGGAUAUCAUGGUGAAACUUAAUUAUCAGCCUAGGACUGUAGAAUUUCUACUUAGAGUUGCAGAUAAAAUUGAUAAAGCAAACCAAGCGCAAGAGUAUGUCUCAGAAGGUUCCAAGAUUGCUGAUCCAAGGAAAGAUUUUUACGAUAAACGUAUCAAUGUGUAUACUUUAAUUUUUGACAUCGUGAAAAGCGUGGAUGACAACACACCUGCCGAACAAUCCCCUUCAAUAGCAAACAUAUCGAUUUCUUCACCAGCUUUGUCACUAAAGGAAAGAGUUUAUUCAGUGAUGAUGAAUAGUAGCAACCGGUUCUUCCAUUAUUGCUUUUAUGAUUGGCUAGUCGCAAAUAAAAGACAAGACGACUUAUUACAAUUACAUUCUCAGUUUGUCUUACCAUACCUGAAAGAAAAAGCAGAAAAAUCGUUGGAAAUUUGUAACCUGUUGUGGUUCUACUUAUCCAAGGAAGAACACUUCCUCGAAGCAGCUGAUGUUUUAUACGCUUUGGCUAGUGCUGAUUUUGACUUGAAAUUAAGUGAAAGAAUCGAAUGCCUAGCUAGAGCAAAUGGUUUUUGUGAUAGCUCAACUUCAUUCGACCGGAAGCCGGCACUUGUUCAGUUGUCUGAGAAUAUCCACGAGCUCUUCGAUAUAGCAGCCAUUCAGGAUGACCUGCUCAGUUUGGUGGAAGGUGAAACAAGGAUUGAUGAACACUAUAGAAAGCAACUAAUACUUAAACUAAAUGGAAAGGUGCUCCCAUUAUCUGACCUUUUCAAUGAUUGUGCAGACCCGUUAGAUUACUAUGAAAUAAAACUAAGGAUUUUCAAAGUAUCUCAAUUCAAAGAUGAAAAAGUAAUUCAAGGAGAGUGGGAUCGUUUGAUUGAUAGCAUAAAAAAUACUCCAUUGCCUGAUGGGAAAAGUGCAGGCCAAGAAUCUUUUCUUUCCUCGAUAUCCAACACACUAAGUCGAAUUGGUAAAAUAACUCACGAUACAGACGUUAUCUUCCCAGUUCAAUUCUUAAUGAAUAAAAUACUUGAAUCUUUCCCCAAUAAAAGUCCAGCCGCUGAUGGAUCUAUCUGUUCAAUAUUUUUACUGGCGGGAGUUUCUCAUUUAAAACUUUAUUAUACUCUGAAUCAUAUCAUAAAAAACUCAGAAGGAAACGUUGAAUUAGCAAGAAAAGAAAUGGUGUGGUUGAUCAAAGAUUGGUACCAAAAUAAUCCGGAAUUGCGCGGUUCUAUUACGCCGGAACAAAUCGAAAAGUUGGAAAAAUAUGAUCCAGACACUGAUCUUGUUCAAGAUUAUGUGAAGGAUCGUCACCAUGGCAUGAAAUGA